AUGGCAGGGUGGACUGCCCCUGCCGAAAGGCCAGAGUUUCGGCAGGCGGCCGGUGUCACGCCCGCACAGCUGGCAGAGACGCUGCAGCGACUGCAGGUGGACCGGCGCCCCAGGGCGGAGCGGCGCGGUAUAGGGGAGCUAGGAUGGCUCCUCCUAACCACCCUCCGAGCCCAGGAUGAGGAGGUGCUCCGCUUGCAGCAGGCCCUGGAGGGGAAAAUGCAGGAGUGCAUGGCUCAGGCAGAGGCUCGCGCCGUGGCACAGGCUGUCGUCACCUCCCAGGCAGAGCGUGCCCAGGAGCUGACAAGACAGUGUGAGGUGUUGAUGGCCCGGGUGGCCAACCGGCGGCGGCUUAAGCAGGGGCGGCAGCCGGUGACCACGGCCCAGGUUCGUGCUGUGACGGCCACUCCCUUUUGGGACCCUGAAGCCUGGGACGGGACAGUGGAGGGCUCAUCCUCCUUCUCGGAAGAGGAGGAGGGUGAGCGGGAACCUCCCGUGGCUCACGCCCGUCCUGUCCAGGAGCUGAAAGCCAUAGGUAAUGAGAUGCAGCCGGAGGUCGUGCGUAGCUACAAGACGAGUGAGUUGCAGGAGAUCGUGAAGUCAUUUCGCCAGGAGCCUGGGGAAGGUGUCUUGAGCUGGCUGGUGCGAGUCUGGGACAACGCAGGAAACACAGUGCUGCUCUUGUAUUAUGAACUGCGGCAGCUGGGGCUCAUGGCACAAGAUGCACAGGUACGAGCGGAGAUGUCCACCCUCGGUCCCCCUGCAGAGGGGCAACCGGAAUCACCAUCCCUAUAUAGGUGGCUGGCUGAGGCUGUAGGGGUGGCCUACCCCUCAGUUGGUGAGCUGGAGGCACUGGUGAGCCCCUGGAAGAUGAUCUCUGAGGGGAUCCAGGCGCUGCGGCAGCUAGGGAUAGCUUGGGCUGUAUCGACAGGGGGCACUGAGGGGCCCAACGACAUGCUAGUGUCAAAGUCGAUGAAGGUCGCCUUUAUACGUACAGCUCCAGACGAGCUGAAGCCCUCGCUCCUUGCGGUAGUCAUGGCGGCGGAUGGGCGGGCUGGAGAAUUAGCAGCUACCCUCAUGCAAUUGGGGACCGCCUUGGCCGGGGCUCGGCCUAAGGCCGUCUGA
Gopherus evgoodei (Goodes thornscrub tortoise) is the source of this 1122-nucleotide messenger RNA. RefSeq names its product Friend virus susceptibility protein 1-like. Bases 1 to 1122 code for a protein of 373 amino acids. Lineage: Eukaryota; Metazoa; Chordata; Testudines; Testudinidae. The record is from RefSeq and is a predicted model, not a curated record. The transcript has a single exon.